CUCUAACUGCAAAUGGGUGUACCAGUUGAAUGAGUUUUGCUAGUUGGCGAACCUAUUUCCCAGGUCCUUGUAUAUGACGUCACAAUCUAAACAUUGCUCAGCUGUAGGAAGGUGUAGUGCUGUCGGAAGAGUGGUUGACGUUGGAUUCACACUAGAUUUCUUCGGGAAACUGAGUGUGUCUCCACAAAUUUCACCACGGCGACCCGUUAGCAAGCCUGGCCUCGAGCGGAGAGUCGGACGACGGUGGACUUGCUCCGCCACCGCGAAAGAAAUCGCGUACUUUGGACGCUACAAUGCAGCAAGCAGCUAAUGGCUGUGCGCAACGCAAUGGAGUGUCCGAAGACCAUUCCGAUACUUUCAAUCAACAAAACGGUGCCGAGAUCUCGCCCGAUGACAACGCUGUUAAUGGAGGACCAAAUGAGGAAAUUACUCCGAAGAUAAUGGACAAGACCACUCAGGACAUUGUGCGACUUAUUGGGCAGCAUUUGAAAACAAUCGGGCUUGACCGGACUGCGGACUUACUGAUGCAGGAGUCUGGGUGUCGCCUUGACCAUCCGGCUGCUGCCAAAUUCCGACAACAUGUUAUGGAUGGAGACUGGAAUAAGGCUGACAAUGACCUGAACGAGCUCAAACCUCUUUUGGAAGGCUCUUCUCAGUGUCUUGUGGAGAUGAAAUUCCUACUGCUGGAGCAGAAGUAUUUGGAGUUCCUCGAAGAUGGCCGUGUCUUGGAUGCAUUGCACGUAUUGCGCAAUGAGCUCACUCCACUAAACCACAAUACAGCACGUGUGCACAAGCUCAGCAGCUAUAUGAUGUGUAGUGGUCGAGAUGAUCUGAUGCAGAGGGCAGAAUGGGAUGGGAAGGGAAUGAAGUCACGCCAACAGCUAAUGGACAAGCUUCAAGGGUUCCUGCCUCCAUCAAUAAUGCUGCCACCACGGAGACUCCAUACGCUGCUGUGCCAAGCAGUGGAACACCAGAAGCAUAGUUGCCCCUACCACAACACCUUAACAGAAGAAGGGCUUGCGGGUGUCUCGCUCCUUGUUGACCACCAUUGUUCCAGGGAUCAAUUUCCAUGUGAAACAGUGCAAAUACUCAACGAUCAUUGUGAUGAGGUGUGGUUUUGUCGCUUCUCCCCAGAUGGUCUCAAACUUGCCACUGGAUCGAAAGACACUACAAUUGUGAUAUGGGAUGUCAACCCAGAAACACUGACAUGCACACAUCGCAAGACGCUUGAGGGACAUUCUUAUGGAGUUGCCUACAUUGCAUGGAGUCCGGAUAGUACACACUUGGUGGCCUGUGGACCUGAAGACUGCCCAGAGCUGUGGAUCUGGAACAUCGAAUCAGACGAGUUACGUGUGAAGGUUUCGCAUUCGCCUGAGGACUCCCUUACCUCCUGUUCAUGGCAUCGUGAUGGCAAAAAAUUUGUCACAGGUGGCAUCCGUGGGCAGUUUUAUCAGUGUGAUCUUGAAGGCAAUGUACUUGACUCGUGGGAAGGAGUGCGGGUGAAUUGCCUUUGGUGUCGCAGUGAUGGAAAGACAGUCCUUGCAGCAGAUACCCAUCAUCGUGUUCGUGCCUACAACUUUGAUGAGCUUUCUGACUAUAACAUUUUGCAGGAAGAUCACCCUGUGAUGGCAUUUUCCGUAAAUGCCGCAGAUCGCCUUGCAUUGUUAAAUGUUGCCACCCAGGGUGUACACUUAUGGGAUCUACAAGAUCGUUGCCUUGUGCGGAAAUUCCAGGGAGUUACACAAGGACAUUUCACUAUACACAGUUGCUUUGGUGGAGUCAACCAGGACUUCGUUGCCAGUGGAAGUGAAGAUAACAAAGUGUAUGUGUGGCACAUAAAGAGAGAACUGCCAAUAGCUACUCUAACUGGCCACACCCGGACAGUCAAUUGUGUUACGUGGAAUCCUGUCUACCACCAGAUGUUGGCAUCAGUAUCUGAUGACUGCACUGUCAGAAUAUGGGGUCCUGCUAACCAGCAUCGUACCAACAAGACAGGUUAUGCAAAUUCAAGUAGUGAAGGAGGUGUCUUUUCAUCGCCAUCUUCGAAUGGUAGUGUCUGGCAUGACUUGGGUUCAUAGUAGUCAUGUGGUCCUCUGCUCCAUUCUACUUCUCCCUCCUUCCCUUCUCUAUUUCUCCCUCUGUCACACUGUAGCAACACAUGGGCAUCACAUCAAAGAAGAUUUCCAUACCUGGAGCAGGUCCUGCUUGCAUGUUGUCGUGCAUAUCAAGUAGGAAGAGAAGUGAAUGAAACACCUGGUGGAAUAGAGAAUUCGUGCAAUCAUUUGUACAAUGUUUCUGUGAUUUAUUUCUGUAAAAAUUAAAAUAAAAGUGAACAUGUUUCUUCAUAUCAGUCUGUGUGGUACUGCAUCAGUUCUCUUAGAAUGAAUACUGGUAUUGGUUUUCAAAAAAUAAGAGGGCAGUAUGGUCCAUUGUGAUAAAUUGCAUGGUUUUUCACUUGCUACUCUGCUGUGAGAAUUAUGUGAUUUGUUUUGUCCUGAAACACAUAAAGCCUUUCCUUUCUGUUAAUCUUGAUUAUUGUUGAGUCAGCUGGAGAAUAUUUUAGAAUGGUAAAUGUCAGAGAACAAUCAUCUAGGGCCAUCACAACAAUGGAUGUGAAUUGUGAGAAGUCUUUUGUUAUGAAUACUGAUAAGAGAAAAGGUCUGACAUUUAUUACUGCAGUUUGAAGUUUGGGUUUCCUUAUAGGAUUAGCUGAAGAAAGAACAGAUAUAUCAUAACUUUUUUUAGUCUUUUUUUGUGUUAGACUACAUAGGAUACAGAGCAUCGGAGUGAACUUAAUUAUGCAAUCUAUUCUAAUUAAAAAUUUUCUCACAGUAACUGUAAACAGUUAUGCUUCUUAAUGAUUUGUAAGGCAUACUGAAUACAAACAAAGGAUUGAGCUGAUUGAGGGUGAUGCUGUUUCAUGCAAAUACUGUUUGAAUUAAUGUGCUGUAAGUAACACUGUUUACUUUGAGAUUUCAUGCCAUAAAACGAAUCAGAAUUAUUUAAUUGUACUUUGAUCAAGUUCGAAGUACUUUCUAAUGAUGUUAUUUAUGCAUGAUUUUCAUUUAAUGCCAGUGAAAAUAUUAAGAAUUUACUUGAUUGUCCAUGCUAUUGGAACAACUGUGUUGUGCACAAAAACUUUAAUUUCAUUGGAAGACCUACAUUGUGCACAAGAAAUGUACAAUUUACUGAAAUGUAUGUUACAGUCUUUUGGGCAAACUGCUGUGAUAAAUGAGUCCACAGUGCUCAUAUUUGUUACCUUGUCUGUCAGUGAAAAGUGACAGAGCAAUAAGUUGUCUCCAGUUGUGAAGCGUAUUUAACAAUCCUUUAUUGCUUUUGGAAACCAUUUUCUAUUUUUAUGCACUGAAUACUAAUUCACCAAAUUCAAAUGCCUUCCAUGUUUUCCUUAUAUUGGUAUUGUCUUUGCAUGUGAGGGUGUUUGUACUUGUCAGUCCUGGUGACAGCAGUCCUUUCUUUGUAUUGUGGUUAUCUCCUCCAUCGUAAUUGUUAGUGACUGAUAAGACGAUCAGUUGCACAUUACGUAUUUUCAUUAAUGUACAGUUCUUUGAGAGUUGCCAUGCUGAUGUUUGUAGUGUGUAACAAUCUGCACGUAAUAUAAGGUUUUUAAUAUUUAUGCAUGAAUGAGAGUUCCUUAACAAAAUACGAAAUCUGUGGCAAUACUUAUAAUUUAUAGUAAAAAUUCCGUUACUCAUUAACAGAUAUUUUUCUGUAUUUUUUUAUAUGGUUCAUGUUACACAGCCUAUCUUUGAUAUUUAUCAUUAUUUGCAGCAAUAAUCAGGAAGUUUUGUUGCUCUGUAUGCUUAAAAAACAGCAGUGUUUGAUUGCCAACUAUCUCUUUGUUGAUGUUAUUAUUGUUAUUGUUGUUAUUAUUAUUAUUAUUAUUGUUAAGUGGUGUAAAACUGUACUAAAUUGAGCUUUUCCAGUUUUUGUGCUGCGUUAUAUGAGUGUUCAAUUUCCCUCUAUUACUCAGAAAUUUGGUCAAACUGAGUAUGAAAUGUGCCUUUGUUAUCAUUACCGGUCUUUGGAAGUAUACCACUUCAUAUUUCUACACAUUUAUAGAAUUGUGACACAAGAAGUGUAUGCUGCAAUAAAUAUAAUAAGUAGGAUUUUUUAUACUAGGAGGGAGAGAGAGAAAAAAAAAUUAAUGUGAUACCACAAUUCAGCCCUUUAAUAAAUAAAAUGACCCAUAAACAAAUUGCACAAUUGGUGUAAUGCUUUUAGGUUUGUUGAGAUGAAA
Messenger RNA from Schistocerca gregaria, 4258 nucleotides. RefSeq names its product WD repeat-containing protein 26. Gene Ontology annotation, biological process: proteasome-mediated ubiquitin-dependent protein catabolic process. The record is from RefSeq and is a predicted model, not a curated record. The coding region runs from base 294 to 2078 and encodes 594 amino acids. Lineage: Eukaryota; Metazoa; Arthropoda; Insecta; Orthoptera; Acrididae. Gene Ontology annotation, cellular component: GID complex. Gene Ontology annotation, molecular function: protein binding. The transcript has 12 exons.